ACUUUUACGUCGAACCGUGACCGAAUACGAGAGAAAGUAACGCGACUCAAUAUAACGGGGCACCUAAAUAUAAGUACUACAUGUACAACAAGAGUAUCAAGAAUAAAUCUACAUUAUAUAUUGUGACAAAAAAAGUGUGUCUUGGUUGGCAAUCCGUCUGAGCUGCUGCUGUCUCAAAUGACUCUAGAGAUACCAACAUGGCUAAAUCUAUCCUUCGUAGAGAAGAUUCUACAAAAAUCGGAAGACGACAAUUCGAUCCAAGUGAUCGACAUAUUUUCGAAACCGGCCACAGCUAGGGGUGAUAACUACACCAGCGACAUGAUCAGGGUUACUGCUGAAUUUUCGCGUGACCAGGGUGUUCGUAAGGUUGCAGAAAAAAUAUCAAUCAUCAUCAAAAUUUCGCCUGUACUCGAAGGAAUUCGAAAGGAAAUUGUCACGCAGUCAGGUCUCUUUCACGUCGAAAUAUUGAUGAUGUCAGAUACUUUGAUUAAAAUGAAUAAAUUGUUAGGACCAAAGCAUCGCUUGAGUGCGAAAGCUCUAUACGUGCAAAGUGAAAAUCCAACUCUUUUAGUGAUAGAAGAUCUCGCGCCUCUCGGCUUUCGCAUGGCGUGUCGUCUGUCAGGUCUCGAUCUAGAUCAUACUGUAUUGGCGCUUCGCGGAUUAGCCAGGUUUCAUGCAGCCUCUGUAGCGAUAUGCGAGAAGGAACCGAAACAAAAGGAAAUGUAUUCGAGAGGAAUAUUUUCCGACACACACCCGCCAGAAAUGAAAAGUUUUUUCAUUAUGAGUGUUAAAACUUUAGCAGACGAGAUUACAAAUUGGCCAGAAGUGAAAAAAUAUUCGGAAAAAAUUGCUAAACUUACCGAUCACAUAUACCAAAUAGGAAUAGAUGCAGCCAAGCCCUCUGAAGAUGAAUUCAAUGUCAUUAAUCACGGUGAUUUCUGGGUGAACAAUAUGUUGUUCAAAUAUGACAAUGAUGACAAACCUACUGAUCAUAUUUUUGUGGAUUUCCAAGUUUGCGUUUACACUUCGCCGGCAAUCGAUCUUCUCUAUUUUCUUAAUACAAGUCCUUCCCCGGAUAUUGUCGAAAACAAGACAGAUAUUCUGUUAAAUGAAUAUCUUGGCACACUGUCGACGACUAUGAAGCAAUUAAACUGCAAAACACAGCCGCCCACUAUGGAAGAACUAAAGGCUACCAUAAAGCGAAGAGCUAGCUAUGGAAUGAUAUCAUCCUUUACUGUUCUUCCAGUAAUGCUAUGCAGUAAGAAAGAAGCGAAAGAUUUUGAUGAAAUUAUGAGCAGUGGUACUUUUGUAAAUGCUGGUUUUAAGAGCGAAACUUAUAAAAAGAUAAUGAUAAAAAGAAUUCCAAUGUAUGACGAGUGGGGUCUACUAGACCUUUAAUGUAUAUUUAAUGAUAUAGUGAUGAAUAAUUUGAAAAAAAAAAAAUAAUAAUAAUAAAAUUAAUAAAAAAAGAAAACAAAAAAGAAAUAAGAAUAGAAAAAAAUAAUAGCUAAUAAAAAUACACAGAAAAUUCAUGAAAAUUAAUAACAAUAAGAGAAAAUGGAGUAGGACAGCGUAGUUAAAAUUUGAUGAAUAAAAGCUAGGUUUUCAUAAUUAGCAUGUCUUCUUUACUUAUUUUAUUGUAUAUAGAGAAGAAGAGAGUAUUAUAGCUACUGUGGACGUCAUGAUUACUUCCAUUAUCUCCGUUAUUAGAUGACAAAUUCAAAUAAUUGUUUAUGGAAUUAUACAAUUAGUAGCGUUUUUUAAUAGCCCUAAUAUGCCAACACACAAUAGCUAACAAUUGUUAUAUGGCAUUUUUACUUUUGAGCACAUCUAAAUAUCUUUUUUAAGAUAUACUUUAGCACUUAAUUUUACAUACUUCCUCAAUGUUUUUAAAUUUGAGCGUAUUAUCAUACAAAUGUAUAUAUGUGCACUUGAGUGUUUUUUGUUAUUUAGUUUUUUAUUCGGCUAUAUACACUUCGAGUUAUGCAGAGUUAAACAAUAACAUUAGAUUUUGUUAAUAUAGUUUGUUUAGAUGAAAUUUUUAUAUUUAAAUAUUUCUUUGAUAAAUCAAUGGUUAUUCUAAAGGGUGAUGUUCAGAAACAAAAAAUAUCAUUUUAUAUUUGUUCUUUAAAGUUAAACAGAGAUAAAAUAAUUUUUUUUAUGGAUAUCACUAAAGUCUUUAAGCGCAGGAAAAUUUUAAAUCGGAAAAAUUGUAAAAUUAAAAGUGAAAAAUUAAAAAUAUAUAAUUUUGUAACCAAA
Solenopsis invicta (red fire ant) is the source of this 2259-nucleotide messenger RNA. RefSeq lists its product as uncharacterized. Lineage: Eukaryota; Metazoa; Arthropoda; Insecta; Hymenoptera; Formicidae. The transcript is spliced from 6 exons. Bases 178 to 1398 code for a protein of 406 amino acids. The record is from RefSeq and is a predicted model, not a curated record.